Temnothorax curvispinosus is the source of this 2367-nucleotide messenger RNA. RefSeq names its product PRELI domain-containing protein 1, mitochondrial-like (gene prel). The transcript is spliced from 3 exons. Gene Ontology annotation, cellular component: mitochondrial intermembrane space. NCBI's taxonomy places the organism in Eukaryota, Metazoa, Arthropoda, Insecta, Hymenoptera, Formicidae. Gene Ontology annotation, molecular function: phosphatidic acid transfer activity. Gene Ontology annotation, biological process: phospholipid transport. The record is from RefSeq and is a predicted model, not a curated record. Bases 222 to 953 code for a protein of 243 amino acids.
AUUGCCGUGAUUCACGUAAUCGUGCGCGAUCCGCGCUACGCUCGAUAUGCGGCGCAUUCGCCGCGGACUCUGAUCCGUCGUCGAUCGUGUCCUCGCGAUAAUCUCCAUCACUCUUUCGUCGACAAUUUGUCGAGGAUUCGCGCCAUCGUACGCGACGCCUUUUCUUUCCCGUAGACUUUUCUCGCGAAAUCUGCCGAGUAAAAGCGGACGCGUCGUGCACGAUGGUGAGGUAUUACGAGAACAUCACGGUCUUCAAGUUCGACUGGACGCAGGUUGUUCGUGGAUUCUUUCAGAGAUACCCCAAUCCGCACAGUUCACACGUUCUCUCCGAGGAUACGAUCGCCAGAGAAGUCACAGACGGAAAGCUCUACUCCAAACGAUUGUUGACAAAAACCAACAGAGUGCCGAAAUGGGGUGAGAGAUUUAUCAGUAAAAACAUUGUCAAAAUUGUAGAGGAGAGUAUUGUUGAUCCAGAAGCGAAAACGUUGACCACCUACACGAGGAAUUUGGGAUACACCAAAGUCAUGAGCAUCGUCGAGAAAGUGGUUUAUCAGAUCUCCGAGGAGAAUCCAGAAUGGACAGUUGCAAAGAGAUCGGCGUGGAUCGACAGUCAAGUCUUCGGUUUCAGCAGAGCAAUUCAAGCCUUCGGCUUAGAUCGAUUUAAAAAGAAUUGCGCCAAGAUGUCGGAAGGCUUCAAUUACGUCCUCGCGAAUAUGUUUCCCCACACAGCGCAGUUUCUAAAUCCGCAAUUGCCGCAGACAAGUUUCUCCAUGCAAGCCGGCUACAGCGCGGCGGAUGAUGGAGUUACGACGAAGCCGAGUCUCGCGGAGGACUUGCAGCAUUCUUUACAGGGUAAAGCGGAGAAGGUGAAAGACGCCGCUAAGAAAGCCACGGACUUGGCGAAAGAAAAGGCGAGACCGAUAUACGUGGCUUGUCAACCGAACCAAUCGUAAAUUUCCAUAUUCCGGAAAUGCAUAGCGCAAACCUGUAUUUGAAUGUGAAUAAUGUUAUUCAGCGAUGGAAAUUAUUCACGAAUAACACUAUAUUAUUGUGAUCUUAAACGAAACAAUGGUAAAGUUUUAGAGACUAGUUCGAGAAAGCAUAAUUGUACAUUAAUUAAUCGACACAAUUUAAUGACAAUUAGUGCAGAAAGAAUUAGAAAGUUGAUUGGUAACAAUGAAAGUUGAGAUUUAAGGUAACAAUGAAAGUUAAGAUUUUUCUAGGCUUCAUAGUACAAGGUUCUCGGAAUGUUGCAACGUUUACGCAUGUGUAAAAUUUGCUAAUGAUUCUAGCGUCUGAUCCACUUGUAUGUUACCAUUCCUUUUAACUGCCAAAUUGUGCGAUCAAAUAUGAUGCAUGCAUGCACAGAGAUGCGCAUUAAAUUACUUAAUCGUUUUUUUACACGUAGAAGAACAUUUUUUAUUUAUUAUACAAUCGCAAAACACUCUCGCGUAAGGUACUAAACGUAAGAAGCAUUUGAUAUGCUUAUCAACGUAUAUCGCAGCGUUCAUUCGCGCAUUCCGUGCGUACCGCGCGUACAUAGAGCUGCAUAAAGCUCACAAUUGACAGUUUAUAAAGAACAGCAUUUCGUACGCAGUUAUUAACGCCAAUGAAAGCAACUACGUACGUCACAAAUAUACAUUCAAAGGGAUAAUUCUAUAAUGAAUUAUCCUUUUUUUGUUACUGUAAUAAAUAUAGUAUAAAUAUAGUUUAUAUAGAUGUUCCGCGUCGGCACGGACAGCGUAUUGACCAAUGUAAGUUAUUGAAAGACUUGAUUUCGUACAUUAUUAAUAUCGUCUUUUGGAUGUCAUAAUUUCAGCAUAUGUUGCCAUAUGUUUCUACAAUGAUUAGAAUUGUGAUUUAUGAUUGUUGUACAGUAUUUCUUUAUAAAUACCUCUCUUUAAUAUUAUAUCUCUGUUAUUAAAGAAAUUCACGUUAUUAAUGAAUGAUAGUAAUUAACUGAAUUAAAUAAAAUUUUCACGAAUGUAACUUCUCACACGUAUUUAAAUAAAGUUUAAACUCUUUUUAAAUUAGAAACCUAAAUGUUCUUAUUGAGAAAGUCAUUUUACCUGUGACCUUCGUGCAAUCUAUGAUUGUAUGAUACUAAUAAUGCUAUAAUUCCCAAUAUGCGCCAAUAUCUGUAGAUUUGAACGAGACAUGACAUACUGCAAAGUUAUCGAGGCUAAUAAUGCUACUCAAAGCUGGAGUGCCUGAGUACAUAUAACGUAUAUUAUCUUUUCAACCAUCUGUCGGGUCACAUAUACUGAAGGAAUUGAAAAUAUCUGAAAUUAUAAUAUGUACAUACUUGAAAUGAUAAUAUCCGUGAGAAAAUAUGUAUCUAUGUAAAUAUAACAAUUUUUAAAGUGA